Molecule: messenger RNA, 312 nt
Organism: Adineta ricciae
Lineage: Eukaryota; Metazoa; Rotifera; Eurotatoria; Adinetida; Adinetidae
Source: the annotation of a GenBank genome assembly
AUGUCAUCAUUUCGUCUCGAAUUGAAAAACACCGAAUUCAAGUUGCCGAAAUUACUAAUUCUCGAAGCGAAAAAGCGGGACGAAGCCGAAGCUAUCGUACAGAAAAUUGAAAAGUAUGAGCGGAGCGAAAAGGCUUCGUCAACCGUUGAUCAACACAAGAUCGAUCUAAUCGAAAUAAGAAAACAGCAGGAAGUUGUCGGGUUUGCCGUCAACCUCGAGGACAAAAAACAGCAAAAAGAAAAAAUAAAGAAUUUGGCAAAUGAUCCGCCAUCGAAGGAAAUACUUGAAUUCUUAAAAAGUGCUCAAGAGUAG